Molecule: messenger RNA, 845 nt
Organism: Prorocentrum cordatum
Lineage: Eukaryota; Dinophyceae; Prorocentrales; Prorocentraceae
Source: the annotation of a GenBank genome assembly
CACAGAUCGCACCGCGUAGCUUGCACCACAGACUGCACCACCUAGACGACAGCGUAGCUCUGACCACACAGAUCGCAUCCCGCAGACUGCACCACACACGGAGCUCGCCUCGGGCGAGCAAGCGCCUGCUGCUUGGGGCCCACGCUGGCUGAGCGUGCCCCUCCGCGGAAUGGUGGACGUGGGGUAAGCCCUGGACUCGGAGCGUACAAGCCCUCAUGGCCGCGAGCUCCGGCACCAUGUACGGCGCCUCCCUGAGCGAGGCCGGCUGCAGGGCCGAGUGCGACGCGGACAUCCGGUGCACCGCCUACGCCUUCAGCGAGGAGCUGCCCGGGGCGAAGCCGGAGCGGUGCCUGCUGGGGCAGGGCGUGGCCUCGCUCCACCCGAGGCCGCAGUGGUUCGCGUACGCCCCGCGGGACGCAGCGGGCUUCCUGCAGGGCGGGGGGCCCAUCUCUUGCUUCAGGAGGGCUGGCCCCGUGGUGCUCGACGGCUUCCGGUCGGCCGGGGCGUGGUCUUCCGUCGCCACGCUGGUGCUGUCGCUUGUGCUGGCGGCUUCCACGUGCGGCUCGUGCUGCCACCUGUACAACCUGCUCAUGCUGCGGCAGGGCAAGCCGACCGCCGCGGAGCUCAGCGUGCUGAUGUGUUGCCCGUGCUGCGCCCACCGCGUGCACCGCCAGCUCAGGGACCCGAUCUUCGACUCCGACUCGGACGAGGAGGCCUCGAGCGACAACGAGGACGGCGACCGCUGAGCGCUCCCUCCCGCGCGCGGGCUCGCCGCACGGCGGGGGACGCUGCGCGGAGGCCGCGAGCUCGCGCGUGGCGCGUGGCGAGCAGUGUGUGGGGCGCGG